CGACUGUCUGACAAGUGGAUCCAAGAUGGCGUAGAAAGUAACGCUAGUCAUGGCAGACAGGAGAGCGGAGAAGUCAUGUGAAGAAGCCAGUAGAUCGUUAAGCAGGCAUGAGUAUGAGGCCACAGUCAACCACACCACAGAGGCCUUGGUGGUCCUUGCACCGGAAGUCCAGUCUCCUAGUGCCCCUGGUUCUCCAAACACUCCAUCGCUAGCUUUUUCCUCUGGUUCCCUACGCAGCCGUGCUCUUCUUUAUCGCAUAGCUGCCUUUCUUCAACUAAAAAACUAUGAUGAAGCAGAUGAAGAUUGCAAAAAUGUUCUGGCAGAGGAGAUUGCACGGGGAGACGGUGCACUACAAGCCAGCUUACGUUCAAUGGUGUUGGAUGGCAGCCUGCAGGAGGUGGCAACCAUCCUUUCUAAAACCUUGUUUGGAGAGCCAAUGAAUGGAAUUAUUGCAAAAGAUGUGUCCCGGUUAAAAAUGCUCCUCUCUCAAAUAGAGGCUGUGAAACGAGAGAUGGCGCCUGAAUUCAUGGAAGAUCAAGAGGAAGAAGUCCAGGAUGGCUGGCAGUUCCGUCCUCCCCCUCGUGGAGUCACGAGCAGCGAGGAGUACACACUUUGUAAAAGAUAUUUGGAGCAGGGAUUGUGUCGAUAUGGUGCUCAAUGUACGUCUGCCCAUUCUCAAGAAGAGCUGAUGGAGUGGCAGAAGCGUUAUGCUUCUCGUCUUAUCCGCCUCAAGCAGCAACAGGAAAGCAAACACUUUACAGAGAACUACAUUGAAGCCCUGAUAGAAAAGUGGAUGAAUUCCCUCUCCCCUGAAAAAGUGCUAAGUGACUGUCUUGACGGAGUACAAGUAGAAACCAGCUCCAGCCUGUCGGUGACUGUCUCCACCAAAAAAUCUGUCCACUCCUGGACCUUCUCAUUGUCAUGCAAGCCUGCUAGAAAGCUCUAUCGCAUCGCCCUGCUGUAUGACGCUCAUCGGCCACACUUUUUCAUCACUGGAGUGUCUUCUGGGGAGCAGCUUCAGGCUCUCCCAGAUGGCUGCCAGGAGUGGACCUCUGGAGAGGAGACGGCAGCUGACAAUGGAAUGGACCACUGUGUCUACAAGGUCACUGUUGGCUUCAGCACAGAAAUCUUUGGUACCUUCCGGCAAACUGUAGUUUUUGACUUUGGCUCAGAGCCAGUGCUUAUGCAAAGGAUAAUGGUGGAUGCGGCUUCAAUUGAAGACCUUGAGCACCUGAUGGCGGCCAGGCAGCAACUUCUGAUCUCUGCCAAACGUUGGGACUCUUCUUGCAAGACCAUAGUAGAAUUCUGUCCUAAUGAGACCAUGGCUGAGUUGGAGCGUAGCCUUUUGUGCAGGUAUCAAAUUCCUCUGUCAGCUGACCAACUCUUCACCCAGUCAGUGCUGGACAAGACUCUGACCAAAGAAAACUACCAGGCCCGCCUGCAUGACCUCCUCUACAUAGAGGAGAUUGCGCAGUACAAGGAAGUUAGCAAGUUCAACAUCAAAGUGAAUCUACAAUUGGUCAAUAGUUUCAUGCUGACUGGGAUUUCAGUUGGGGCCAAGUAUGCUGUGAACGGACAGCUCUUCGCUCGCUUCAAACUCACAGAAACUCUGUCUGAGGACACAUUGGCUGGACGCCUCGUCAUGACCAAGGUGAAUUCUGUCCUUUUGCUGCCUUUGGGCCGCAAAGGAUUUGGCUGCCAGCCACCUCCUGGGGUCAAAGAGCGGGUUUAUGAAGCGGUAAUUGAGGAGAAGACCAAGGAUUAUAUCUUUUUGAGGAUCUGCAAGGAUUGCUGUGAAGAACUUUGCCUACAGCCUGACAGAGAGUUGCAGGUGGAGCUCCAGUUCCAACUGAACAGAUUGCCACUGUGUGAGAUGCACUAUGCUCUUGAUCGCAUUAAGGAGAACUCCAUCCUUUUCCCUGAUGUCAGCCUUGUUCCCACCAUACCUUGGAGUCCCAACAGACAAUGGGAUGAGCAGCUGGAUCCCCGUCUUAAUGCGAAGCAGAAAGAGGCCAUCCUUGCCAUCACCACCCCAAUCUCCAUUUCUCUCCCACCAAUUCUCAUUAUUGGUCCUUACGGCACUGGCAAGACUUUCACUUUGGCACAGGCUGUGAAGCACAUUCUCCGUCAAGAACACAGCAGGGUCUUGAUCUGCACCCACUCCAACAGCGCGGCAGACCUGUACAUCAAGGACUACCUUCAUCCUUAUGUUGAAUCGGGUAAUCCACACGCCAGACCUCUCAGGGUAUACUUUCGAAACCGCUGGGUAAAGACAGUCCACCCAGUGGUCCAGCAGUACUGUUUAAUCUCCAGCACGCAUGUCAAUUUCCAAAUGCCAACAAAGGAGGACAUUCUCCGACACCGUGUGGUGGUGGUCACCCUUAGUACCUCCCAGUACCUCUGUCAGCUUGACCUGGAGCCGGGGUUCUUUACCCAUAUCCUGUUGGAUGAAGCAGCCCAAGCCAUGGAGUGUGAAACCAUCAUGCCUUUUGCUCUUGCUAACAAGACCACCCGCAUUGUCUUGGCUGGAGAUCAUAUGCAGCUCAGUCCAUUUGUGUACAGUGAGUUUGCCCGGGAACGCAACCUUCACGCAUCACUAUUGGAUCGACUAUAUGAGCACUAUCCUCCUGAGUUCCCCUGUCGAAUCCUCCUGUGUGAAAACUACCGCUCUCAUGAAGCUAUCAUCAACUACACUUCAGAGUUGUUUUAUGAUGGGAAGCUCAUGGCAAGUGGAAAACAGCCCUCUCACAAAGAUUUUUACCCUCUGACCUUCUUCACUGCCCGAGGUGAAGAUGUUCAGGAGAAGAACAGCACUGCCUACUACAACAAUGCAGAGGUGUUUGAAAUUGUUGAACGUGUGGAGGAGUUGCGCAAGAAAUGGCCUGUCUCUUGGGGCAAGUUGGAUGAAGGCAGCAUUGGGGUGGUUUCUCCCUAUGCCGACCAGGUGUUCCGCAUUCGAGCUGAGCUCAGGAAGAAGAGAAUGCACGAGAUCAGUGUGGAAAGAGUGCUCAAUGUCCAAGGUAAACAGUUCAGAGUUCUGUUUCUUAGCACGGUGCGGACACGCCAUACCUGCAAGCACAAGCAGACAGCCAUUAAGCGCAAAGAGCAACUUGUAGAGGAUUCAACAGAAGACUUGGACUACGGAUUCCUCUCAAAUUAUAAACUUCUGAACACAGCCAUCACAAGAGCCCAGUCCCUUGUUGCAGUUGUGGGAGAUCCUAUAGCGCUGUGCUCAAUUGGACGUUGCAGGAAGUUCUGGGAGCAUUUUAUCUCAAUCUGCCAUGAAAACUCAAGUCUUCAUGGAAUCACUUUUGAGCAGAUAAAGUCUCAGCUUGAGGCGUUGGAGCUGAAAAAGACCUACGUCCUCAACCCCCUGGCUCCAGAGUUCAUCCCACGGGCUCUCAGGCCUCUGCAAAUACACCAUCCUUCAUCACAGGUGUUGCACCCCCAUCACCAGCAGCAUCAUCCGCAGACCAUCACCCACAAACAGGGUCCUCAGCAGCAACAGCAGCAAUCACCUCCCAAGGGAAAACACAACCCACAUAACCAUUCUGAUCACCUUCCACCUGAAGGAUUUGUCCAACCCAAUCCAGCUGUUCUGAUGGGCAACCCGAUUCGGGCCUUCACGCCACCUUUGGUUAGUGCACCAGCUGGCAUAGGAAAGUCACCCAGUCCGGUUCAGAGAAUAGAUCCUCACACAGGCACAGGCAUCCUCUAUGUUCCAGCGGUGUAUGGUGGCAACAUGGUCAUGUCAAUGCCCCUCCCAUUGCCUUGGACAGGAUACCAGAAUCCACGUUUUGCCGUGGAUCCUCGCAUCAUGAGUCACCCGGCAGCCAUGGCCUAUAACUUCAAUCUGUUACAAGCCCCGAACCGGGGCUCCCCAAUCCCAUACAGUGGCGUUGCUCACCCAUCCCCACUAGGAAUGUGCCAGCCCAGCCCAGAGAAGGAGCCACAUGCAGAUCCCCUCAGAAAUGGCAAAAUAGCAGAACAGGGUCGCCUUCAGACACCAGAGCGUAAAUCCACAGACCUGAAGGACAAACAGGGAGAUGUUGAUGCCGGCCAAAACCGAGGUCAAGACUUGCAAUCUGAUGGACUGGUUGGGCUAUCAAAUGCGUUACUCCACCGGAAAGACCCCACUGCCGCUCAGAGGUCCCUCAACUACCACCUGGCUCCACCAAACCCCACAAUGCCACAGCAUCUAACUGGUGGCAGAGCCUUCCCAACUCAAUAUCCAGUCUCCAGGCUUCCCUAUCGGGUUGGUCAGCCGUUACAUCCGGGGAUGGCCCAGCAGAGUCAGCAACAGCAGCAGCAGAGUCUGCAGCAGCAGCAGCAGCAGCAGCAACAACAGCUCAGUCCGGCGUAUGGUUCCAACAGCUCCAGUGCUUCAUUCUUCAGCGGCCACAUUGGCUCCCAUCGGCCCGUCCAUUCACCAACAAUGGAUGGGCCGGAGUCUGCUGGAGUAGAUGAAAUGAAUAGUUUGAGGACCCCCCUGGUCCAUCCAGUGGGUCACCAACCAAGUCUCUCACAACACAAUCGAAUCAACAGCUUUGGGGAAGAAGGACAGGAUGGUGCUCUGGCUGACUGCCUGGAGCUUCAAGGACCCUUGGCACUUGAGGCAUUGAACCAGCAACAGCAGACAGCCAGAAUGGGGCAGUGGGGAGAAGCAGCAAGCUCCUUCCUCCAAGGUGGCGUGGCCUUCCCAGUGCCUCAACAGAUCGCCCACCUCGCUCAGCCAGGCAUGGCUCGCUUCCCCCCUCAGCUCUUCAGAGCCACUAGUUGGGGUCUGGGUGCCAAUAUGGAGGAUGAAGUCAGCCCCUCUGCCAACACUGGGCCGCCUUUCACCAGGUACACGGGCCUCUUGAGAGAGAUGCCACUGCAGGAGCAGCCAGGACCCAGGGAUGUGACUGAGCUGCAGCCCCCACCUCAAUCUCGGCUGCUUCAGUAUCGCCAAUCCCGAAACCCUGGUGACCCCUCGUCUGCUUUAGAUGCCGCUACAAACCUCGAGAGUCCUUUCCCAUCAGGGCAAUACUCCCACGACAUGGUUCGGGAUUUCCUCAAUAACAACAUGCAUGGCAGUUCAUCCCUUCAGCAGAACCAUGGCGGAGGUCCGCUCUUUAACACUGGUAGCUACACCAACCAGCCAGCAGCCCAGCCGGCCAGCCCCCCUUCCUCCCAGGUCAAAUUCCUUCUGCAGGAGGGCCAGUGGUCCCAGACUGGAGGCCCCCCUGUCACACCCCCACACCAGAACCACCUUUUGGGGAACCAAGGCCAUGGCCUUCCCUAUGGGAUGGCAAUUAUGGGUCACCCUAGUAGGCAGGAGCAAGUACGCUUGAUGCAACUUCACCACCACCACCACCACCACCAUCAGCAGCAGCAGCAGCAGCAUCAACAACAACAGCAGCAGCAGCAACAUCAGCAACAGCAGCAGCAACAUCAGCAACAGCAGUCUCAAGAGCAAGACGUGGAGUCAUACAACUCGCUGUCCCCCAGAACAUCCACAGCUCCUGCCGUCCACAGUCAAGACGAGUAUGAACCUCGAGGUCCUGGCAGGCCCCUGUACCAGCGCAGCAUUUCCUCCUACUACCCAGAUGAAAUGUCUCCAUCCAACGCCCACGUUGCUCAGUCUCUGCCCCGAACUUCAGAGCCGCAAGACCAUCCUCAUCCUCACAUGCAGCAGCAGCAGCAGCAGUCACAUGUUCCUUACGGCUACUCUUCCAAUGACAUGUGGCCCGCCAACGGCGGAGGUCACGGCCCAUUUCGGAACAUGCCCUGUAAUGGAGCCAGUACGAUUCCCCAGCCUCGAGAACUUCUUGCGGCGAAAGUUCUACGUCAGACAGAAGAGAAGGUGAAGGCCGAGUCGACGGUGUCGCAGCAAACACACCCACACACGCUGAACUCCCUCCAGCACCUUGGACAGUUCCCUCCGCUUAUGGCCAAUAGCAAACCGCAGCAGCAACAGCACCCGCCGCCGCCGCCACCGCCACCGCCGCCACCACCACCACCACCACCACAGGCUCCCAUGGAGCCGGGCCAGAGGGCUCCUCAUUUAAAUAAACCUCCUACUAUGUCCUAUGCUAGCGCUCUUCGGGCUCCACCAAAACCCAGAGCUAUUCGCCCUGAACAGGCUAAGAAGAACAGUGACCCGCUCUCUCUGCUGCAGGAGCUGAGCAUAAGUUCAGAUGCUGGUAACGGUUACUAUUCUUAUUUCAAAUGAAUCUCCUUUAGCAUAUAAGUGUUUAAAAAAAGUAUAAAAAUUGCAAAACUGUACACAAAAAGACAAAAAUAGUGAUAAGUGCAUUCAAAUUGUUUCUAUUGGUAGGUUUGUUUUGCCUUUUGUUCAUUUUUAACUCUUUAUUUGUAACAGUGAAGUUUCUUUUCUCACAUAUCUGUGAAGAAAUGCAUAUAUACAGUGAAUGCAUUACUGCAACAUACAUACACAUGUAUAUAUGAAUAUAUACUUAUAGUAUUUACACUUGUAUAUGGACGUAAUGCAAAAAAGACAAAAAAAAACAAAAUAAAAAUUAGGAUUAAAAAAAACAGACUUGGUUGACCACUUAGCUUUCUGUAUAUUUUUUUUUUUACCUUGCAGAAGUUACUUGAUUUUAAAUGUUUUGUUUUCAGCAGCGGUUUCAUCCUGGUUCAUCCAAAUGUUGGUGGUAACAGCCAGGAGCUAAGUGGUCAGCUGACAGACUUUACAGUGUAUAGAAGCAGAUCUUUUUUUUUCCUCUUAUCUGUACGGAAAAUAAAUGAGUAAGUCACAUGCCACAGACCUCCUCCUCCUCCUCGGCUAAUCUGAAUCAUUACUGCAUCUGCCCCCCUUUUAACUUGUCAAUGUUCGACCUUGUACCCUGAAAUUAUCUUCCAAAUGUGAAUAAGAAUACUUUCUUUCACUGAUACUUUUUGGGAGGAAAGAGUGCCGGAGUUAUUAUUUAGUAUCGAAGAUUGUUUAUGUGGAGGUCCAGAAGAGAGGGAAAUAGUUGUUGUCGUCUUUGUUUUUUCACCGGAGCCCGUCAUAAAACAGCAGAAAAAACAUUGAUAAUUGUUACUAUUUUUCUGCGGCGAGGUCUGAAUAAAGGUUUGAGGAAGUGGGAAAGGCACAGUGAGGUCAGGUUUGGUACGAAUCUUAUGAACAUGCUCAUGCACUUUUGGUUAAAUCCAUAGCUACUUUGUUAGAUUUUUUUUUUUUCUCUCUGUGAUGUCAUUUGUUCAUAACCCUCUCACCUCCAUGUCGUUCAUUUGUAGUUUAACCAAUUAUGCCAGAACCAGCGGUUGACGUGGCUCAGUAUUUGCGUGUGAAAUGAAGGAGGUAGUCACUUGUAAUAAAUAAUGCAGCAGUACGUCUUCAAGAUGGAAAAGAACUAGCUCUGUCCGUGCCUUCUAUCCUGCUUUUUUUUUCAUGUUGUUUUCCAAAAAGCGUAGGAACACAGGGCUUCAUUCCACCCAGCAUCUUGCUUGUUAACUUCGCCAGUGAAAGUAACAAAGGCUCCGACUGUAAAUGCAACCGACUCGCACAGUUCCAAACACACUGGCCCCCAAAUGUCCUUGUUAUUGAAGAAGUUAUUCAAAUGGAUAGUCUAUUGUAAUUUUAAACUCCAGAUUUUUCCUUUUAACUUGGCAGAGAACCUCAUAUAUUUGUAAAUAGACAUUUUCUAGAUAUUUACACACCCGAAUUUUAGGAGCGCCUCGAUUUUUGUAGGAGCUCUUCAAAGUAGAUCCUUUUUAAUUAUGCAAAACAAAAAUUGCACGCAACAAAGUAUUCAAUAGUUGCGAUCAUGUACAACUUUUUUUUUUUUUUUUUGCGGAUAGCGUUGUCUCUGUUGCACAAUUUAAUCUAUAUAUUGAAAGUAUCGUUGCUGGAUUUGUCCUCUUCUAGUACCCAUUGGUAGUUAUCCUACAAUCAUGUUUUUCCCCCCAUUUUAUUUUUGGUGUUUUAUGCGAAGACUCUUCUCGUGCAUGAUUUUGAAUCCCUGUUUUUAUCUGUUUGUAUGAAUUUGUGGAUGAAAAAAAAAGCUUUUGUUCAACCUACAGAGUCUAAUAUUUUAUUGGAUGUGUAUAACUGGUGACUAUCAAUUAUGAUCUUUUACUAACACGUCAGUCCACUGCGUAAUGGUUAUGUCUGUUCUCCCUGUAUUCGUGCACAGGGCUGAAACUGAAGUUGCUCCCACGUCUGUGUCAUGUUUCCCAGUUGUUUCUGAGGGGAUGAAACGGCGGCUAAUCUCUGAAGUUGUGCAAUACUAAUAGUUAACUGCUUGUUUUGUUUGUUUAUCUAAUGGCAGAGGAGAUUCAGCCGAAAUAUUUAAAGGGAUUUUAGACAUUUUCAGCCUUUACAUUUUUACUCCCUUCAUGGAAAAACCUAUGUAUUUGAGAUUUUUAGAACCUGUUUUAGUGGCACACGCAAAGGGAGUAACCUGCCCAGCCAGUAGAGAGCGCUGUGUUCGGCCACGUCUCCUGUCUCUCCUCUUCCCCGCAGCGGUGCAUCCUCCCUCACACCCAUUGGUUCCUCCCUUGUGGACACAAGAAGAUUCAUAGAUCUGUUUUACUCUUCAUUUCAAUCAAUGGUGGUCGAAAAGUUUUUAAACUGUGUUUUAAAGUUUUCCUUUCUUUUUUUUUAUUUGUUUCUCUAUUAAAGUGUUUUUAUUGAAUUUGUUGUACGAGUGCUCAAUGCAGUAUGGAAUAUUAAUGUGGAACAUGAUGAGUGCCAUAAUUCAGAAAGAAUGUAGGAAUGUUGAUUGAAAAUGUAGAUUUGAGACAUUAUUUUUAACUUAAUUUUCAUCAUUCAGGUUUAUUUUCCCCUAUGUAUUUCUAAAUGAUUAAUUUGAGUCCGUAUUUGUAUUAUAAUUGUGAUUUUGGGAUGUUUGUCCAACCGACUGUAGAUUGACAGUGACACUUUAAAUGGCUACUGAAUGUGUUGAAGUGCACUUUUGGCUUGGACUCCUGCAAUGUAACAAAGAUGGCACUUACCGUGAUCUAAGUAAAUUCUGCCUUUUUUUUUUUGGUCCAAAAUACCUCCCAUACAGCUGUAAGAAAU
Synchiropus splendidus (mandarinfish) is the source of this 9028-nucleotide messenger RNA. RefSeq names its product probable helicase with zinc finger domain. Gene Ontology annotation, molecular function: metal ion binding; DNA binding; helicase activity. Gene Ontology annotation, cellular component: cytosol; P granule. Bases 50 to 6214 code for a protein of 2054 amino acids. Gene Ontology annotation, biological process: regulatory ncRNA-mediated post-transcriptional gene silencing. NCBI's taxonomy places the organism in Eukaryota, Metazoa, Chordata, Actinopteri, Syngnathiformes, Callionymidae. The transcript is spliced from 33 exons. The record is from RefSeq and is a predicted model, not a curated record.